This is a messenger RNA of Anopheles nili, 1299 nucleotides long. RefSeq names its product helix-loop-helix protein delilah (gene tx). The transcript has a single exon. The record is from RefSeq and is a predicted model, not a curated record. Bases 1 to 1299 code for a protein of 432 amino acids. NCBI's taxonomy places the organism in Eukaryota, Metazoa, Arthropoda, Insecta, Diptera, Culicidae. Gene Ontology annotation, molecular function: protein dimerization activity.
AUGCGGCACAACAAUAUGGCGUCGAUCAGCGCGAUCACCUACAACCAGAGGCCUUCGAUGGAACCUGCGACGGUAGCGGAUGCAAACAACAACCACAACGGGCUCGGUAGCUAUGGAACGCAUCCACUGGCCGCAGAUGGUGCCGGAACGCUUGCAUCUGAGAUCCGAAAGGACGAAAAGUACUCACUACGUCAGCGUCAAUCCCGCCGUACAACGCAACCACCGGAACCGGCUAGUGUGAGCAGGAACAACCCCAAGGAACCGAAGGAAAAAGCAACCCCUAAAGAAAAACCCAAACCCAAGGCAGCUCCACUCAGCAAAUAUCGGCGGAAAACAGCAAACGCUCGCGAACGAAGCCGUAUGCGUGAGAUUAAUAGUGCAUUCGAGAACCUACGUCGAGCUGUUCCGGUGGCUGUGGCAGGAUCAAGUGGAACCAGCUCACCCGUAAGUCCACCAGCACACUGUGCUGGAAGUGCGGCUUCGAGCGAAAAACUCACCAAAAUCACCACGCUACGACUCGCGAUGAAGUACAUCCGGAUACUGAGCGAUAUGCUGCACGGGACGACAUCCACGACACUCGAGAACAACAACGACCUGGAUGUGAUCAAUCACAACGAGAUCGAACGUGAAGUGAUGCAGAAAGGCUUGUUGUUGCGUGAAGGUGCUCUUUCGAUGGCGGCGGGUUAUCUUUCGUCUCCUGUUGACUCACCGGUGGAGUCUUGUGGUCGAACUCAACCCGGAACAUCUUCCUCUUCGACGAGCAACCCUCGCAAAAGAGCCUCCACAAGCAAGCGAUCGACGUCGUCAAGCAGUCGUGCGAAGAAGCCCACUACAAACGCCAACAACGCACCCAGUCAGGGUAGGUCACGAAGUACGAGAAAAUCUGCAACCUCCAAGACGGCGCCACCAGUGACGCCAAUGGAGAAGAUCGACGACAACCUAUCGCUGGCACUGGUGGAUCCAACUCGAUCGGAUCCACUCGGUAUGGACGUGGAUCUUGGCUCGGUGUUGGAGUCGGACAACGACUCGCUCAUACUGUCCGAACCCUGUCUCAGCCCGCUAACCGGAGGUGCUGGAGUUGGUGGGCUCAAAUCACACGCAUUUGCCUGCACCGAUCGGCAACCGGUGAUGCCAAACGAUGGGCUAGAGUUUGGCUUGUUCCUAGAGUCGGAUGCGGACUCGUUGCAGCUAUCCGAACCUUGUCUGAGCCCGCUCAGCCACCUAGACUCACUGAAUCCGUUCAAUGAUCUGCUACACACGGGCUUCAACGAGCAGACAGCCCUCGAGCUGUAUCUUUAA